UCAUUUUCGGUGCCUGCGGGAUUAGUACGUGCGGGUGAAUCAUACGGCGUAGCUUGACUCUGGAGCUUAAGAGCUUAUUGGCAACAUCACCAGCGAGCGCCGGUCCGGUCUUGGUGUUGAGCGGAAUUUAGCACCGCCGCCUGCCCAGCGAAAAGCGAACCACCUGAUCGAGCGGGGUGAACCACAGAAACAACGUACGUGUCAGUGUAUUACGUGUCGAAUCGGCCGAACGAUGGGAGUUGUUGGAAAAGGCAACGGGAUGCGUGCACUCAUCCUAGUCGGUGGCUACGGGACGCGGCUCCGUCCACUGACUCUCAGCACACCGAAACCACUGGUAGAGUUUGCCAACAAACCGAUCCUCCUGCAUCAGAUCGAAGCGCUCGUCGAGGCCGGUGUCACGCAGGUUAUUCUGGCCGUGUCGUACCGUGCCGAGCAGAUGGAGGCUGAGCUGAAACUGCAGGUCGAGCGGCUCGGCGUUCGGCUUAUCUUUUCACACGAAACCGAGCCCCUUGGGACGGCGGGCCCUCUGGCGCUGGCCAAAUCGAUUCUCAGUGAAAGCACCGAACCGUUCUUUGUGCUCAACUCGGACAUCAUUUGCGACUUUCCGUUCAAAGAGCUGGAACAGUUCCACCGGCGGCACGGUCGCGAGGGUACGAUCGUUGUGACUCGCGUCGAGGAACCCUCCAAGUACGGUGUGGUGCUGUACGCGGACGACGGGAGCAUCAAGAGCUUUAUCGAGAAGCCGCAGGAGUUCGUGAGCAACAAAAUCAACGCCGGCAUGUACGUACUCAAUCCGUCCGUGCUGCGGCGCAUCGAGCUGAAGCCUACUUCGAUCGAGAAGGAAAUUUUCCCCGUGAUGUCUCACGAGAAGGAGCUGUACGCGUUCGAGUUGCACGGUUUCUGGAUGGACAUCGGACAACCGCGCGAUUUCCUUACCGGCAUGUGUCUCUACCUGACCUCGCUGCGCCAACGGCAACCGGAGCGACUGUACGGCGGACCGGCAGGCUUCGUGGGGAACGUGCUGGUUGAUCCGUCAGCCAAAAUCGGAGCAGGCUGUCGCAUCGGUCCGAAUGUUACCAUCGGUCCGAACGUGGUGAUCGAGGACGGAGUGUGCAUCAAACGGUGCACCAUUUUGAAGGACGCCAUCAUCAAGUCACACUCGUGGUUGGACAGUUGCAUUAUUGGGUGGCGCUGCGUCGUCGGGCGCUGGGUACGACUCGAGGGCACCACCGUGCUCGGGGAGGACGUAAUCGUGCAGGACGAGAUCUAUAUCAACGGCGGGCAGGUGUUACCGCACAAGAGCAUAGCGCUCAGUGUACCGGAACCGCAGAUCAUUAUGUAGGGGCGUCCGUGCCUCCCGCAUUCUCCUUCAGCCAGACCAAACUGCCGAACGCCUGUGAUGAGGGGCCAACGGUGUUUUGCCCGAAGCGGGCACCAUACGCGAAAGCGAUGAGCGAUGAGCCAAACCGGUUUUCUUCCUCUCAUUAACGUUUAAAUAUAGGCGAAUCGGAAGAAGCAUCCGGUUGCGUGGGUUUUUUGUCGUAGCGUCCACGGGCGCCCAGUAGACAAUCAACGGAAGCGGAAUCGACAGUGCGGGCGGGCAUUUUUGUUUUUGUUUAACCGAAGAAUAGAGGGCCUGCUCUAUUGUUUGUUCACGAUGGAUGCGAAGAUCGAUUGGUAAGAGUGAGCACACUCGAAUUCAAGAGUUGAUUUUAAUUUUAUGUAAUCCCAUAUUGCAUUCCAGAAGCGAAUAAAAUUGGAAACAAAU
Messenger RNA from Anopheles bellator, 1768 nucleotides. RefSeq names its product mannose-1-phosphate guanyltransferase beta (gene Gmppb). Gene Ontology annotation, molecular function: mannose-1-phosphate guanylyltransferase (GTP) activity; GTP binding. NCBI's taxonomy places the organism in Eukaryota, Metazoa, Arthropoda, Insecta, Diptera, Culicidae. Gene Ontology annotation, biological process: cell wall mannoprotein biosynthetic process; GDP-mannose biosynthetic process. Gene Ontology annotation, cellular component: cytoplasm. The record is from RefSeq and is a predicted model, not a curated record. The transcript has a single exon. Bases 233 to 1342 code for a protein of 369 amino acids.